This is a messenger RNA of Trifolium pratense (red clover), 856 nucleotides long. Its product is annotated as kiwellin-like. NCBI's taxonomy places the organism in Eukaryota, Viridiplantae, Streptophyta, Magnoliopsida, Fabales, Fabaceae. The coding region runs from base 59 to 718 and encodes 219 amino acids. The transcript has 2 exons. The record is from RefSeq and is a predicted model, not a curated record.
UAUGCCAAAGUAACACUUCAAGCAUACAAAAAUUAUCCACUCUCUUUAGUAUCUCAAUAUGGCUCACAUAUCAAAUCUUAUUUUUCUAGCUUCCAUUUUCCUUUUCAACAUUAUUCUAAGCAUUCCAUUCCUCACAAACGCUCAAUCCUCAUGCAAUGGACCGUGCAAAACUCUUGAUGAUUGUUCUGGUCAACUCAUUUGCAUCAAUGGUAAAUGCAACGAUGACCCUGACAUUGGGACCCACAUUUGCGGUGGGACACCAUCGCCACCAAGUGGCGGGGGUGGCAACUGUCAAUCCUCCGGCACACUAAUCUGCGAGGGAAAAUCACACCCUCAAUAUAAGUGUUCUCCACCAAUUUUGUCCUCCACACAAGCAUUACUCACGUUCAACGAUUUCAGUGAAGGCGGAGACGGAGGAGGUCCGUCAGAGUGCGACAAUCAAUACCAUGAUAACUCAGAAAGAGUGGUGGCAUUGUCCACCGGGUGGUACAACGGAGGUUCAAGAUGUGGAAGAAUGAUUAGAAUCACGGCGAGGAAUGGGAGGAGUGUGACUGCGAAAGUGGUGGACGAGUGUGAUUCGGUGAAUGGUUGUGAUAAGGAGCACGCGGGUCAGCCACCUUGUCUCAACAAUAUUGUGGAUGGAUCAGUUGCUGUGUGGAAUGCCUUGGGGUUGAAUACAGAUGUGGGUGUAGAACAAGUUACAUGGUCUAUGGCUUGAAUUAAUGAAGCUUCAAGUAUAUGCAAUAUGUAGUGGCUAGCUAAUUAAUAAAUAAGAAUAAGCUUAAUUUGCAUAAGGUUAUAGCUUCGUGUUGCUAUAUAGAUAGAUGAUGAGAAUGCUUAUUCAUUAGCAUUCGUG